AACAUCAUCACCGCUAGUUCUCUGGCCCUGUCCUCUGCCAAAACCAAAUCCCGACCGUUGACAGCGCUAUUGCAGUUACGCGUCAGCCGUGGACAAAACGAAAUCCAACACAUUCUCUUGCACCUGGGACUCCGGCCAAAAUGACCAAACCAAUUAUCAAUUCUUCUACUUUCCAGAAAAUUUCCCGAUAGCCCAAACUUCGAGUUUGGGUCUGCUGGGAAUUACACCGUGACGCUCUACUGCAGGAACAACCUUUCUGACGCUACCUUCACAUACAACACGAGGGCAUAUGACUGGCAGUUGGCAAACUUUCAGCUGUCCUAUGAACUCACGAAAAGCUUUAAUGGCGACGCUCCCGACACUCCAGUCCUGUUCACCUUAUCGAUGCCCGGCUAUGCACUUCCUACAAGAAGGAUGUCCGUUACGUUUGACUAUGGUGACGGAAGUCCUCUAGACAGACCUCUUAAAAAUAUGUUUAAUCAUUCUUAUCUCUUCAAAUCCAGAGGGAUCUACAACGGCAGUGUGUUAUUGUCGCAUCAGUCUAAGGGUAACACGACUUUCCCGUUCUCCGUGCGUGUUGGUGCCAUUCAGUUGUCUGUGGAGUCUCGCGGCGGUCUGGUAGGGACCCACCUGUUUCGUUUCUUCGUCUCUUAUCCGAAGGACAGCUGUUUGUACUCCGUGACCGUGGACUUUGGUGAUGGACACAGUACUAUUUUGAACUCAAACCCGCUAGAAUUCACCCACUACUACGAAACUGUUGGAUAUUACACUGCAAAUAUGACUGCACAUGCGGGACUUUCGCAGAGUCAUCACCGUUUCCUGGACACUGGAAGUCGAGGGUUCGGUUGCUGACCUGAAGCUGCAGAUCAAAAACAGUGCGUCACCCUCCUGGUCACGUCAAUGCAAGCGUGUAUCUUGAUCGCUCGCAGCACCAGAUCAUGAACAUGACCUGCAAGAUGAACUGGGACGAAAUACUCGUUAGUACGCUCGGCACGUGGAACGGCUCUUUGCAGCCGACUGCUAGCUUCCUGAUGAACUUCACUUACGAGACGCUGGGGGCCAAGGAGCUGGUGCUGAACUGUUCCAAUGCCUACUCAGACAUUUCCUUAUCUGCUUAUCUGUUUGUAGACAAUGUGUGCUUUUCACCCGACCCCAUCUUUGACCGGCAGUUCGCUAAGUACCACAAGCCCAUGGUGGUGCUACAGUCCGUGAGGGUGAAGCUAGUCACACGCACGGUUAUCCUGUGCACGACCCACAAGCCCACAUUUGAGUGGAGCAUUUCUGUGUACAGUCGAGACGGAGCUAAACUCUCCAGUUACACAAACUUCCAGCAGCCCAACGUGGAUUACCUGACCAUAGAGCGGGCGAGCUCGAGCCAGGCCUGUACCGGAUGGCGCUGAACAUCAGCCUGGGGGAAAAAUACAACAACUCCUGGCUCUCAGAGUCAACUUUCGUCGAAAUGGAGCGACCUCCAUUAGUUGCAGAGAUCCAGGGCGGCAGGAUUCGAAAAACCGGUUACUCUGAGGAUAUCAUCGAUGCCAGGACUGGUUCCUACGAUCCCGUCAAAGGCUACGGCAUCAGCGACGACCUGGUGUUCAGCUGGAACUGCAGCGUGUACGACACGGCAACCGUCGAGGAUCUGCUGGACAUGAUCAGGCAGUCUAGACCCAGGUGACCCCCAACCCUGUGAUGACAUCUCCAAGGAAAUAGUCGAUGGAAAAAGACAACUCGUCAUUGGAGAAAAUGUGGAAUCCAGAGGAUUUUGUUUGAGGUUGCCGUUUCUUCGAAGAACGCGACAUCCAACAUUGCCGAGGCUUACCUGCAGUACAAUCGACAUUCUCUCAGCAUACAGAUAGUCUGCGUGAUGAACUGUGACCGCAAGGUAGCGAUAUCCACCAGCCUCGUGCUGUCCGUGAAGUGCGAUGACUGCAGUGACGAGUCCAUGGCCAACGCCGAGUACAGCUGGACCCUCUACCUCAUCGACUCAGACACCGGACAACAAACGGAGGUGCAAAACGCAAAACAAGGACAAACAGACGAGAGGGGUGUCGUUAUCAAGGAGAAAACCCUGGAGAAAUGUAAGAAGUACCGGGUGGAAGCUAACAUGACACUGUCCACUAGAGGUGGCUUCGCCGUCAGGGAAUUCGUGACCAACUGUCCACCUUGGGGAGGCAACUGCACAGUAUAUCCACUAAAAGGCAAUGUACUUAAUGAGACUUUCAGGAUGGAAUGCUCCGGCUGGAUGGACGAGGGUUUCGAAGAUGACGUCAACUCCACCGAUAAGACCCGGCUGUUGUUGUCUCCACUGAUCUAUAAAUUUCUGCUGAGAAAAAAUGACACCAUUGUUCCCAUCUCAGAAGGAGGUCAAGGCAAGAUGGCCCCAACUAAGCUGCCUUUCAUUCCUGACGGUGGGAGCUCGGAGUACGAGCUUGUGGUCCGUAUAUACGACCCGCUGCAGGAUUUCACCGAAUACAGUGUACCUGUAGAGCUCUACCUGGAAGAGGACAAGAAUUCAAAUUUACAAGAAACUUUGAAGUUUUGGGAAGGCCAGAACAACUAUAGUGGUAACUCGUCAACACUUACGAAAGAAAUGCGAGGAAUUACAGUAGCCGGCUACCUCAUCGCAAACUCUAAUGUUUCAGAUAAUCAGACUGAACUACAGCAGGCCUUGGGAAGCAAUUUGGAGACCAGCAAACCUGUGGUCAGCUUGGGCUGGAACAAUCUGUGGAACGAACUUAAGGAUCCUCCAGAUUCACCCAACCAGAACGACCUGAUAGAGGUGACGAACAAGUUCGCCAACAUGGUACACAAGCGAGGCGAGGAGGCCAAGAACCUGACAGGACUGGGGCUGACGGCGCUGGCACACGGUCUGAGCACCGUUCUCUCCAAACCUGAGACAGUCAGCUCUGAUUCUGUGAAAGUCACAACAAACGUAACAGACAUGGCUGUGGAGGCACUACGCACCUUGUACACCACCAAACCAUACCCCAUUGCCGAAAAUCUGAAAGAACCUGUUCUUGCUCUGACGUCACUAGUGGAUCGUCUGGUAGCUGCCAGUGUUCCUUCCUACAAAGUCCUGUACACCACAGAGAUUGAGUUCAACGCCUCUGACCUCAGUAAAGAUGACAAGACGUUUGUCAAGAAGCGUCUGGGGUUGCGGUGGCCAAGAAGGACCACUUGAAGACUGAGCUCAUCAACGAAGUGAUGCCUCAGCUGGAGAUGACGUUGAACGCCAUGACGGAGACGCUGCUUGUCGGAAUGGUUGUCGGACAGGAGCCAGAGCGAGCGGCGCGCGGGGGUCUGUCGCUGAUGGCCUGCAAGACGACGGGGGAGACGCUGGCCUCCAAUGAAUUAGAGGUCGACCCCAAUAAUGUGGCCCUGAAGAUACACGCCCUCAUCCCAGAGAGCGAAGUGGAUCUCAAUCACGCCGAGCUGGACGUUAAGGCCAACGUGUUCACCAAGAACCCGUACCCGUCCAGUGACUUGUCCUCCUAUGACAUCACGUCCCCUGUGGUCAAGCUGGACGUCCGAGGUAAGAACGGCACCGUGAGGGUGAACAAGCUGACCGUCACCAUCAAGCGAGGCUCUAAGAUCGACAUUCCAGCCAUGGAGACCUUUUCGUCCAACGACACUCAUCAAGGCCCCAAUAACUUGCUGUACCACCGACUGCCGCUGACCUCCCCUCACUCAGCCAUCAUUACCUACAUCAAACUUCCGCCGGAUAUGGAAGCCGUCACCGCCUACUUCCGCCUUGGCAGUGCACCUACCCUACAACGGUAUCAUGUCAAAGUUGAAGGACAACCUCUUCAUUCUGUUGGACGCCGAGACGUAGGCUUCGA
Pomacea canaliculata is the source of this 3839-nucleotide messenger RNA. RefSeq lists its product as uncharacterized. Bases 1865 to 3181 code for a protein of 438 amino acids. The record is from RefSeq and is a predicted model, not a curated record. The transcript is spliced from 16 exons. NCBI's taxonomy places the organism in Eukaryota, Metazoa, Mollusca, Gastropoda, Architaenioglossa, Ampullariidae.